This is a messenger RNA of Momordica charantia (bitter melon), 1380 nucleotides long. The record is from RefSeq and is a predicted model, not a curated record. Lineage: Eukaryota; Viridiplantae; Streptophyta; Magnoliopsida; Cucurbitales; Cucurbitaceae.
UGUAUGAUGUUGUCAACAAAAUGAAUUGUAUGGGUGACUUCCAUCAGUUUAGUCGAUUAAUUUGUGAAUCACAAAUAUUUAACUUUACGAAAUUAGUUUGGCAUGUGAAUGAAAUUCAUGCUUCAACGCCGAUUGGAGCCUCGUUUGUGUGUGUGUCCAAAUGUUGUUGUUCAACUGAUUUUUGGGCUGACUGGUGGGCUCAAAUUUGGCAGCCCAAUACGAGCAAAUGAAUCAAACCAAUUUUAAUAAUUUCUUUGGAGUUUGUUCCUGAGUGCUACGUGUCGAACUGCAGCAAUCAGGCCACACGUGUCCCAAACCGCCAAGCGUGGCUGGAUUCCGUUUGGACUCUGUUUUGUCUGCUUAAAAUGAAGAAACAGAAACAGAGCGAUGGAAAAGAAAAGGCAUGGCGAAGAGAAUUGUGAAUGGGGGUGCGACAGUAACAGUAAAGAAGACGAUAAUGAAGCGGAGGAAGAAGAAAACGAUUCACAAAGUGGUGGAUUAUCUGAUUUCGGAUUCUUACUUAUUCGCUCCCCUGAUUUCUUCUAAUCCACCCUUCAAUUAUUCUCGCUCAACUCCAAAAGGGAUCGAAUUUCGAGAACGCAGAAAAGAUAAUCGGAGUUUGGUGAAGAAGAUUGAGGAUUAUUUGAAAUCCGAUUGCUACAUGUACGCUCCUCUAAUUUUCCCCCAAACCCGAGGAAGAGGCUGCUUAAAGAAGGUAACUACGGAGAUUAUGAGCGAAUCGGCUGCAAAUAUGAAGGAAUCGAGGACAAUUUGCACUCCGGAUAAUCAACUGGCAAAGGAUUCGCCACGUUUUCAAAUUUUCUCGCUGAGAAAACUAUGUGGUCAUUAGGAAUGAGUCGGUUAGGUGGUAACUGGUCGAGCUAUAAGGUGCGAGUUCAAGACUUUCGAAAAUGAAACAAACGUUCCAAUGUUUAAGUCAGUAUCGGCGCGAGCUCAAGUACGUCGUUUUUGGACCAAUGGAGCAGAAUUACGGUACCUCAAUGAAGCGGCAAAGUGUUCAUUUUAUAGGUAGGCAGUUUGGGAGAAGGGGGAGACAAGGCUUUUGGAACCGCUCUGACCGGCUGUUAGGGACUUUCAGACCUAUGUCGAUUGUCGGACAUGAAGUUGGAGUCCUCAGGUUGGAGAGAACUUAGUUAGUUCUCCAAUUGACUUUGUAGUCUUCAGCUCGACCUAUCUUCAGCUCGACCUCAAUAGUAGGUUGGUUUUCUCCAUUGGAUUUCAGGGACGAAUCUGAAGAUACCGAACUGACUUGAUUGGUCCAUGUGCCUUUUUGUAUUUUCCCUCCAACAAACUUUAUUCUAGGACGAACUAAUUAAUUGAUAAUCUGGAAUUCAUACCCUACUUUAGAUUUCGGAAAAU